This is a messenger RNA of Penicillium lagena, 1437 nucleotides long. RefSeq lists its product as uncharacterized. Bases 1 to 1437 code for a protein of 478 amino acids. Gene Ontology annotation, molecular function: transmembrane transporter activity. Gene Ontology annotation, biological process: transmembrane transport. The record is from RefSeq and is a predicted model, not a curated record. NCBI's taxonomy places the organism in Eukaryota, Fungi, Ascomycota, Eurotiomycetes, Eurotiales, Aspergillaceae. The transcript has a single exon.
AUGACUACAGUCAAGUCGCCGCAGGAGGUCUUUUCCUCACCCGAGAAUCCCAGCAAUGUCGCUCUACCUUCGUCUCAGAAAGGCAAGAUAUUUUCAAAACUACGAACAGACCCCUGGUUUCAGAUUACAUUGGUCUCACUCAUCUCUUUCUGCAACCCCGGCAUGUACAAUGCUCUGACAGGCAUGGGAGGCUCGGGCCAAGUCAACAGCACGGUCUCAGCCAACGCUAAUGUCGCGACGCAUGCAUGCACAGCUGGUGCCGCGCUAUUCGUGGUUGGCACUUUCUAUAAGUAUAUGGGCCCACGUCUAUUGUUGCUUCUGGGAGGCUGGACCUAUGCCCUUUACGCUGGUGCUUUGCUCAAUUCCGAUCGAACUACGAACGGUGGUCCGUUCGUGAUCGCAUCUGGAGCACUGCUUGGUCUGGGUGCCGCUUUCUUCUGGGUAGCCCAAGGAACCAUCAUGGUCACCUACAGCACAGACCAAACACGAGGCAGAGCUAUUGGUCUCUUUUGGGUGAUAUUCAACCUGGGUGGGACCGUCGGUUCCUUGGCCAGUUUUGGACUUAACUAUCACUCAAAAUCUGGGACAGUCACGGAUUCCACUUAUAUCGCCUAUAUUGCUAUCAUGUUAUUUGGCUGGGCAUGCUCAGUAUUUGUGUGCUCGACGGAAACACUGUCCGACAAGUAUAACGGUGCUCGCAUUGCCCACGAGUCCAAAGCUCUUAACUGGACGUCCCUGAAAACCACGGUGAGACAAACAUUACGGAUUGUUUUAAGUUGGAAGCAUAUUUGUUUGUACCCCAUGUUCUUCAACGCCAAUGUCUUUUACUCCUACCAGCAAAAUGAUGUGAACGGCCUGACAUUCAACCUACGCACCCGCUCGCUCAACAGCGCCUUAUACUGGAUCGCCCAAAUGUUUGGCGGGCUUCUGAUGGGAUUCUUGCUCGACUUGCAUCACCUAAAUCGCCGGAGCCGAGCUCAAAUUGGCUGGGCAAUUUUGUUUUUGGCAGGAAUGGCGAUUUGGGGUGGUGGCUACAAAUUCCAGGUUUGGGACAACCGGCGUUUGCAGCUUGGUCUGAAACAGGACAUCGACUAUAAAGAUGGCAACGAGUUUCUGGGACCAAUGUUUCUUUACUUUUUUUACGGCGCGUACGAUGCCUUCUGGCAAGGUUUCUGCUACUGGAUCAUGGGUGCUCAGUCACACGAUCCAGUCGUGACCGCUGUUAUCGUGGGCUCUUACUCAGCCUUGAAGCCAGCGGGUGGCGCUAUGGCUUGGAAAAUCAAUGCCGAAGGCACUAGUCCUAUGGUUCAAUUUGCUAUGAACUGGGGCUUGACUAUCGGCAGCUUGCUGGUGGCCAUUCCAACUGUCAUGACCAUUCAGAAGACCCCUGAGGAGCUUACCCAUGAUGCCAAAAGUACCAAGGAAAAUGAGGUUUAA